GUUGCAGAAAACACCAAAAAACUUGAUCAAUCAAUUAAUCAAAUUAGGAAAUUUCUUCACACUCUAAUUGGUGACUUCAACAACUUAAAGACUAAUCAUCAUCACCUUCUCAUUCUACUUCCCUUGUUUUAAAUUUAAUUCAUCAACCACUUUGUCUUAAUAUUUUAUUACCCACUAAUUUAAUCCUUCAUCAUAAUCAUAUCCAGUUUACUUUUUUUUUUAUCUGCUGCUUCUUUCAAAAGUUCUUGGAACUAACUAUCACAUGCCCACGAUCUACACUUGUUUUUUUAUUUCAAAAAUUAUCUAAAGAUCGGAACUUUAUAAUAAUUCAUGGCUGUUUAUUACUCCCCAUUUAUUCUAUUUAUCUUUGUUCUGUUGACAUUGAAUUUAGGACCAUUUGCAAAUUCUCUACCUUUCAUUGUUCUACAUGGUAUCGGAGAUCAAUGCAAGAAUCGAGGAGUAAAACAGUUUACAGAGUUACUGAGUGAAUAUUCUGGUUCUCCAGGAUAUUGCAUAGAAAUCGGGAGUGGAACAUGGGAUUCAUGGUUUAUGCCUCUGGAAGAACAGACAGGAGUUGUUUGUGACAAGGUGAAGGAAAUGAAAGAAUUGAGGAAUGGUUUUAACAUAGUUGGACUCUCCCAGGGAAACUUAAUUGGCCGAGGUGUGAUAGAGUUUUGCGAAGGUGCACCUUCUGUAAAGAAUUUCAUUUCUCUAGGGGGACCUCAUGCUGGUACUGCUUCUGUGCCUCUUUGUGGUACUGGUAUCUUUUGCAUAAUUGCGGAUAACCUAAUUAAGGGAGAGAUCUAUAGUGACUAUAUCCAGGAUCACCUGGCUCCAGCUGGCUAUCUUAAAUUUCCUAAUGAUAUCCCUCAUUACUUGGAAAAGUGUAAGUUUCUUCCGAAGCUCAACAACGAAAUUCCCGACAAGAGGAACUCGACAUACUCGAAAAGAUUUACAAGCUUGGAGAAUUUGGUGCUUAUUAUGUUUGAAAACGACAGUGUUUUGAUACCUAAGGAAACCUCUUGGUUUGGAUAUUAUCCAGAUGGAUCAUUCAAAACAGUUUUGCCAGUAGAACAGACAAAGCUUUACGAGGAGGAUUGGAUUGGUCUUAAAGAGUUGAACGAAGCUGGAAGGGUACAUUUUGUAAAUGUAACAGGAGGCCAUCUAGGAAUCUCAAAGAGCGAUAUGAAAAAGGAAGUUGUGCCUUUCUUAGCAGACAGCAACUCUAAGCUGCACAGAUUUCCUCGCAAAAUAAUAUUUCACAACUACCAGAAAGAAGAAGAUGCUGAAAGAAUACUAGAUGGAUCAUCAUCUUAUCAAUGGCCAAUAUCAGUUAAAGGUUUUCUGGAGGAACUUGUUGGACUCGCAGAAGGAAACGAUUCAGACUGAGAUGUGAAAUAGUAUUUACGCUUUGAUGGGAAUUAUGGGCAUGUAUAGUCAAACCCCAUAUCAUUAUUUUCUUCGCCUUCCACGAUUGUUAUUCCAAAUUCAAAUGGACUGAGACUUUACAGAAAAUGCUGUAAUAUCAUUUAUCACAGAAUUAUCUAGGUGUAUGUGGAAGGUUUGAUUUAAGUCCUUUUGAUUCAGUACAACUAAAAUCACACAAGUUUGUAAAGGAUAUAGUAAAAAUUAAAUCACACCAAAUAUUUUCAUCAA
This is a messenger RNA of Mercurialis annua (annual mercury), 1656 nucleotides long. RefSeq lists its product as uncharacterized. The transcript has 12 exons. The record is from RefSeq and is a predicted model, not a curated record. Lineage: Eukaryota; Viridiplantae; Streptophyta; Magnoliopsida; Malpighiales; Euphorbiaceae. Gene Ontology annotation, cellular component: intracellular membrane-bounded organelle. Bases 331 to 1389 code for a protein of 352 amino acids. Gene Ontology annotation, molecular function: thiolester hydrolase activity.